AUGAAAUGCUUCCUGUGCGACAGCGAGGUGCUCCCCACACUGAACACAUUCAUCGUGCUGGACAUAGUCCUAGAGAUGUUGAAAGGGAGUGGCCGUGGGGGGAUAAAAUCGAAAGGAGGAAAGAAGAAGAAAAAAAAGGCGCUCUACUUAACGAACAGAAUUAUGAUGGAGAAGUUCCCCCCCAAUUUUGACUUCAUCUUGGGAUUCAUAAAUGGGACGCUGCGUCAGCAGGGAGGGAAGCUCCAUCAGGAAGCGGAGAAUCUGCCACAUGGGGCAGAGCUGUGCGACGUAGGGGAAGAGGCUGAACAACACGAACCAGAUGAAGGGAGAAACUCCUUUCGGCACCCCACCCAGUGGAGCAUCCACACAGUAAAAGACAUUAAAAAGGGGACAGUCGACAGAGGGACUCAUUUCGAGCUCCCCCCAAUGAAGGAACCUCUCAGCUUGGACAAAUUUAAGCGGCUUCUGAAAGGCAUACACAUAAAGUAUAUCGAAAAAGAGGAGCACCAGGGGGAGGAAGAGAAGCAGAACGGGCAGCAGAAGGAGAAGAGCCUCACCGAAGCACUAUACAAUCUGAAUGAGCAGAAAGAAUACAACCUGGUGAUUGUCAACUUGGCCUUCCUUUUCGUCAAGGAUAAAAAAAGAAUAAAUAUAUAUGCUGAAAAUGUCUCUAUGCAUUAUAUGGAUGGGAAGACAAAGCAUAGUUGCGCCGAUAGCCUCAACAACACGAACGAGAUCCUCUUCUCACCUCCGAAUAGAAAUCAUUUUCCAAGUAUGCUCAUGGAGAAGGAGAUAUAUGACGUGCCCUUCUUUAAAAACAUCCUCAGUUUUCACUUCUGCUACUCCUUUUUGGUCAAUUUUGACGAACACUUAAACCACGAUCGGGUGGCUAUUCCCAUCGGCAAUUCGAUCGAUUCGAAGGUGACGGGACCAUAUAAGGAUGCGCAGCGUUCUCCAAAUAGAGACUGCUCUUAUGCUACAGGUAGGGGCGAACUCUCCAGAGGGAGAAGAAAUACUUACCGCGCGCGUGGAAGGGCCCAUCAUCGGGAUGCUGAACGAACGGACAGAUUUCCCAAAAAUGAUCAGCGCACUAUUGCAACGCGAUUGAAUCAUAACUUCUUCGAAAGACAUUCCGUGAGGAGGAAGCGAAAAUUGGGGGAGAUUGAACGGGGUGAUUUGAUCAGUGGGGGCUACUCCGGUGCGUCGCCUCGUGACAGGGAGAGAGGCACCCCUGAGGAGGGAAGCAGAGCUGAUGUCGCUGCUCCGAGGGACGACUCAGACGGGGAACGGCACACCGGGGGGGAACACCGCGAUCCACACCACCUGCGCAAUUUAUCCGAUUUAUCCGGCCUGUCCAACGACGAUCCCCGCCGCGAAAAUAUCACGAUGAGUGGCAGCGCAUAUGGAGAGGAUUUCCUCACCCCGCGGAAGAGAAAGAAAAAAAAAGGAAACAAAAAACAUCUGUACACCUUUGACGUACUCCCCAAAUCGGAUCAGUAUAAAAGAAUGUACCUCAAUAUGUUAUCCCUCUACUGCGACUGCGUGUGUUUGAUCUCCUGA
Molecule: messenger RNA, 1560 nt
Organism: Plasmodium inui San Antonio 1
Lineage: Eukaryota; Apicomplexa; Aconoidasida; Haemosporida; Plasmodiidae
Exons: 1
Coding region: 1-1560 (519 amino acids)
Source: RefSeq, a predicted model, not a curated record